GAGUCUUUUUCUUAAUCUGUAAACAAUAAUUUUAAUUUCAUUUUCAAUAUUUUAUCAUUUUGAUUGUAAUCAAGUGGAUUUGUUUUAAUUGUUUUACUUUUUUUUGUGACUGUUUAUUUUAGCCAUUCUAAAGGAUGGCUUCUCGGCAAAGUUGCCCUAAAUGUGGCUCAAGUGAUUUGGAAACUGAUGCUGCCAGAGGUGACACUGUUUGUACUAAUUGUGGUUCAGUUCUUGAAGAUAAUUUAAUUGUAAGCGAGGUUCAAUUUCAAGAGGGUAGUCAUGGUGGUUCCAAUAUUAUUGGACAAACCAUUUCGGUUGAUAAUGGGUUUCAAGGUCUUUCCAUGGGAGGUAUGAUGGCCACUGGUAAAGAAUCAAGGCAAAUAACAUUAGAUCGAGCUAGGAAAAGGAUCAAAGCAAUCGGUGCAUCUUUAAGCCUUAACAAUCAUUGUAUGGACAUGGCUUUCAAUUUCUAUAAGAUGGCUUUGAGUAAACGUUUAACUUGUGGUAGGAAAAAUAAUCACGUCAUCGCUGCUUGUAUUUAUAUUACUUGUCGUGUGGAAUGUACUUCACAUAUGUUACUCGAUUUAUCUGAUUUGAUGCAGGUAAAUGUCUAUGAACUUGGACGAACCUAUUUAAAGUUAUCUGGUGCUCUCUGUUUAAACAUUCCUGUUCUGGAUCCAUGUUUGUAUAUUGUAAGAUUUGCCCAUAAAUUAGGUUUAGAGGAAAAGACUCAUGAUGUCGAAAUGACUGCUCUUCGUUUAGUUCAAAGGAUGAAAAGAGACUGGAUGGACACCGGUCGCAGGCCUUCAGGACUUUGUGGAGCUGCUUUACUUGUGGCUACUCGAUUGAAUAACAUUGAACGAUCGGUAAAGGAAGUUGUUGAUAUUGUUAAAGUUUGCGAGACAACAAUUAGGAAACGUUUAAAUGAAUUUAGUGAUACACCAACAAGUAAAUUAACUUUAGAUGAGUUCAUGACGGUUGACCUGGAAGGAGAGGAAGAUCCUCCUUGCUACAAAAUGGCUAAUAGGAAAGCAAAAUCGAUUGUGGAAGAUAAAAAGCAAUUGGAAGAAGCGGAAACUCAGGUGGCCAAAAUUCAACAGCAAAUAGAGGAAAAAUUGGAUAGUUUAAGGAAAAAAUUUCGUUCACCUUAUGUCACAUUGGCAGAUAUUGAAGAGCUUGCACCUAAACGUAAAACUGUCGGAGAUGAAGGAAUAGAAGACGAUUACGUGGAUGUAGAAGAAGUUAUUGAGAAAAUAGUGGAAGAAAAUCAUUUCAAUAUAAUCAGAGAAAUUGUUGGACAAGAUAAUCCUCAAGCUGAUUCUUUCCUUCAACAACUUCAAACUUUCAGGCCAACAGCCGCUAGUCUAGGAAUUAGAGAAUCUUUAAAUUUAGGAUUUACCAAUGGAUCAGAUGAGGAAAAUGGUGAUAUGAUCAAUCAAGAAGAUGAUGUAGAUAAUGAAUAUGACGAAGAUACUGACAUUGAUGAUGAAGAAAAUAAUUCAAUCAAUUUACCAACUUCAGAAGAUAAUCAAAGCUCAUCCGAAUCUAAAGAAUCGGGAGUCUUAGAUUUAGAAGGAAUUGACGAUACUGAAUUGGAUAAUUAUAUUCUAUCAUCUGCAGAAAUUCAGGCGAAAACUAAAUUAUGGUAUUCGGCGAACGCUGAAUACUUAAAGGAAAUGGAAGAGAAAGAGAAACGUAAAGCUGAAGAAGAAGCCGAAAGAGCCAAAAAGGAGAGUUUAGGUGAAGUUCAACCGAAAAAGAAACGUAAAAGCAAAAAGAAAACACCAAUUGAGGCCAACACGGCCGGAGAAGCGAUUGAAAAAAUGUUAGAAGAGAGAAAACUAUCAAAUAAGAUUAACUAUGAUGUUCUAAGAAGAUUGUAACAUUAACCUUGUAAAUAGAAACAAAAUUAUUUUAUAUCUUGUAAAAAAAGAAAAAGAAAAAUAUCAUUUUGACAAAAAAUCUUUUGUUUACCUUUUUUGUUUUCUUCUUUUCCAUUAAAUGUCUAAAGUUAAAUCUCUUUAAAA
Molecule: messenger RNA, 2027 nt
Organism: Panonychus citri (citrus red mite)
Lineage: Eukaryota; Metazoa; Arthropoda; Arachnida; Trombidiformes; Tetranychidae
Gene: Brf
Product: transcription factor IIIB 90 kDa subunit-like
Exons: 1
Coding region: 135-1883 (582 amino acids)
Biological process (GO): DNA-templated transcription initiation; transcription preinitiation complex assembly; transcription by RNA polymerase III
Cellular component (GO): transcription preinitiation complex; nucleus; transcription factor TFIIIB complex
Molecular function (GO): RNA polymerase III type 3 promoter sequence-specific DNA binding; TBP-class protein binding; RNA polymerase III general transcription initiation factor activity
Source: RefSeq, a predicted model, not a curated record